UAUCUUAUCUUCUUGUUACGCUAAUCCCUAUGCAUUCAAAACAUUGACCGAAGCAAUUCACCUUUUGCUUUCCUUUUCCUCUUUGUUUUCAUGCAUUUAAUUACAUAACAACGCCUCUCCUUUUUUCUCGCUUUGUACGUUUGUUUCUUCUGUGAAUUUUCAAUCAGCUCAUGAGGCUCGCGAACUAUUGUUUUUCUUAUUUAUCUGUUACUCCAACAAAUUUGCAAUCAUAUGCGUUUAAUUCGGAAUUGAGAUGAUACUUAACUUUUUUUUUUUAAACCUAAUUUGUUGUGUUGAUUGUUGAAGACUUGAGUGGAAGUGCGAAUGGCAUCGAAACAAGGUGUAAAAUCGAAAAGAUUCGGAUCGAGUGGCUUAAAAGCUGUUAAUUCGGCUUCGUCUUCGACCACAUCAUCUUCUAAACAGUUUCUGGAAACAUCGGUUGAUGGUCAGUGCUCGCCUGCAUCAUCAUCAGCUCGGAGUAAGCCGCAGUAUAUUUAUCCAGAAACUGUGUCUUCAGAUGUACAAAGAGCCAAAGAAAAUGUUACUGUGACAGUCAGGUUUCGGCCUCUGAAUCCAAGGGAAAUUCGUCAAGGAGAGGAGAUUGCUUGGUAUGCAGAUGGAGAAACUAUAGUGCGAAAUGAGUACAACCCGUCCAUAGCAUAUGCAUACGAUCGUGUCUUUGGUCCCACAACCACAACUCGUCAUGUCUAUGAUGUUGCUGCUCAGCAUGUUGUUAGUGGUUCUAUGGAGGGCAUCAAUGGUACAAUAUUUGCAUAUGGGGUAACAAGCAGUGGGAAGACUCAUACAAUGCAUGGUGAUCAAAGGUCUCCUGGAAUCAUACCUCUUGCUGUGAAGGAUGCUUUUAGCAUUAUCCAAGAGACUCCAAACAGAGAGUUUCUCCUUCGAGUUUCAUACCUGGAAAUCUACAAUGAGGUGGUUAAUGACUUAUUAAAUCCAGCGGGACAGAACUUAAGAAUCAGAGAGGAUGCUCAGGGAACCUUUGUUGAUGGAAUAAAGGAAGAGGUUGUACUCUCCCCUGCUCAUGCACUGUCCCUUAUUGCCGCUGGAGAAGAGCACCGACAUGUUGGGUCCACAAACUUCAAUCUACUCAGCAGCAGGAGCCAUACGAUAUUUACCCUGACCAUAGAGAGUAGUCCAUAUGGUGAAAAUAGUGAAGGAGAAGCAGUAACGUUGUCACAACUGAAUCUCAUUGAUCUAGCAGGUUCUGAGAGCUCAAAAGCUGAAACAACUGGCAUGAGAAGGAGAGAAGGAUCUUAUAUCAAUAAAAGUCUUCUAACUCUUGGAACUGUUAUUUCAAAAUUGACUGAAGAUAAAGCUAGUCACAUACCUUAUAGGGACUCCAAAUUGACUAGAAUACUUCAGUCUUCACUCAGUGGUCAUGGACGUAUAUCUCUCAUUUGCACAGUAACUCCUUCAUCAAGUAGUACUGAAGAGACACACAACACAUUGAAGUUCGCCCACCGGGCAAAGCACAUUGAAAUACAAGCUGCACAAAACAAGAUAAUUGAUGAGAAGUCACUUAUCAAGAAGUACCAACAAGAGAUUCAAUGCUUAAAGGAAGAAUUGGAACAAUUAAAGAGGGGUAUUGUCACAGUUCAGUCAAAAGAUACUGGAGAUGAUGACAUUGAGCUCCUAAAACAAAAGUUAGAAGACGGUCAAGUUAGGUUGCGAUCCAGAUUGGAACAAGAAGAAGAAGCUAAAGCUGCUUUGCUAGGCAGAAUUCAACGGUUGACUAAGUUGAUUUUGGUCUCCACAAAAGCAUCAGAAUCAACAAGAUUUCCUAACAGGCCUGGUCCUCGUAGAAGACAUUCCUUUGGGGAAGAAGAGCUGGCAUACCUUCCAUACAAAAGGCGGGAUUUAAUCUUAGAUGAGGAAAAUAUUGAUUUAUAUGUUAAACUGGAGGGAAAUGCUGCAACAGCUGAUCAUUCUUCUAAGGAGGAGAAAAAGAUAAAGAAGCAUGGACUACUAAAUUGGUUCAAAUCACGUAAACGAGAUAGUGGCUUGACAGGCACUAGUGAAAAAUCUAGUGGAGGAAAAUCUACUAGCAUACCUUCCACGCCUCAAGCAGAAAGUGACAAUCAUGCGGAAUCCAGACUUUCCCAUUCUCUACUUGCAGAAAGCUCUCCAUCUGCUGAUCUUAUAUCAGAGGCAAGAGAGGAUAAAGAUAUUCACGAGGAUAGUUUAUUGGGACAAGAGACACCUUUGACAAGCAUCAAAUCAGUUGAUCAGAUUGAUCUUCUGAGGGAGCAUCAAAAGAUUUUAUCUGGAGAAGUGGCACUUCAUUCAAGUGCUUUGAAGAGGCUGUCUGAGGAAAUAACAAAAAAUCCUCAGAAUGGUCAGAUUCAUGUGGAGAUGGAAAGGUUGAAAGAUGAAAUUAAGGCAAAAAGUGAACAAAUAGAUUUGCUGGAAAAGCAAAUUUCUAAUUAUUUCAUUACUUCAGAUAAGAUGGAUCAAUCAGGAGGUUCACAGACUGUUACUGAGGAGCUGAUGGCACAAUUAAAUGAGAAAUCCUUUGAACUUGAGGUCAAAGCAGCAGAUAACCGUAUAAUUCAAGAACAGCUUAAUCAGAAGAUCUGUGAAUGUGAAAGCAUGCAAGAAACAAUUGCCUCUCUGAAACAGCAACUUGCAGAUGCAUUAGAGUUGAGAAAUUUUGGCCCUGUAGUCAAUCAUUCACAACAUUUUUCUGUAACCAAAGACUAUCGUGGUGAACUUCACCUUGACAAGGGAAAUGUGAUGAAAAAAAAUACCAAUGAAGAUCUUUUGCAAGCACAGAUAAGUGAGAUUGAAGAGCUGAAGCAGAAGGUGACAGAACUAACAGAAUCAAAGGAGCAGCUAGAACAUAGGAAUCAGAAACUGGCAGAAGAGAGUUCAUAUGCUAAGGGCCUAGCUUCGGCUGCUGCUGUUGAGCUUAAGGCAUUGUCAGAAGAGGUUGCCAAACUCAUGAACCAUAAUGAGAGACUAGCUGCUGAGCUAGCUGUGUCCAAGAAUUCACCCAACCAACGUAGAACUAGUGGAACAGUCCAAAAUGGACGAAGGGAAAGUCAUGCUAGACUUAGACGAAAUGAUCAGGGUGGAUCAAACUUAGAUAUCAAGAGAGAAUUAGCCUUGAGUAAAGAAAGGGAACUUUCAUAUGAAGCUGCCCUUUUAGAUAAAGAUCAGAAAGAGGCCGAGCUUCAAAGAAAGAUUGAGGAGUCCAAGCAAAGAGAAGCAUACCUGGAAAAUGAACUUGCCAACAUGUGGGUUCUGGUAGCAAAGCUAAAAAAGUCACAUGGAGCUGAAACUGAUAUCUUAGGUUCGACUAGAGAGAGUUUGCAAUUGGAUGGUUUUGACAUUUGAUGUGAUCCUGUAAUAGUGACUUUUGAGUUGAUCCAUUAUUACAAUUUGCAUUUAGUAGGAGUGGCUUGAGAGAGAGGUGUGUAAAGAUUGUUGUUCGCAGGAAAGUGUGUUUUUCUCUUCCCCGUCACUGUCCUUUUUGGUUCAUAGCAAGGGUUUCCCAUUUGUACAUCCAAACAAUGGUCGUUUCCCUUCUCCCAGCCUUCUUUACUCCAUUCCUUCAAAUUUUGUGCUAAUUUGGUCCCUUUUUUUAUUUGGUUGGCAUCUCUAGGGGGAUAACGUUUAAAGUAUUGAAAGUAAUAUUGGCUUCAA
This is a messenger RNA of Gastrolobium bilobum, 3666 nucleotides long. RefSeq names its product kinesin-like protein KIN-7K, chloroplastic. The record is from RefSeq and is a predicted model, not a curated record. The coding region runs from base 325 to 3357 and encodes 1010 amino acids. The transcript is spliced from 23 exons. Lineage: Eukaryota; Viridiplantae; Streptophyta; Magnoliopsida; Fabales; Fabaceae. Gene Ontology annotation, biological process: microtubule-based movement. Gene Ontology annotation, molecular function: microtubule motor activity; microtubule binding; ATP binding.